AUGCUCUGGUCUCAGGGUGUAGCUGCCUGUCUGGUGCUGGUGUUGAACCCUCUCCUCUUAGUGUUGCUGCUGCAACAGCAGGUAGCUGAGGCUGAGGCUGAGGCCGUGACUGAGGCUGAGGUCGGGGCUGAGGCUGAGGCCGUGACUGAGGCUUGGUCCGUGACUGAGCCUGGGGUUGGGGCUGAGGCUGGGGUCGGGGCUGAGGCUGGGGUCUGGGCUGAGGCUGUGACUGAGGCUGGGGUCGGGGCUGAGGCUGGGGUCUUGGCUGAGGCUGGGGUCGGGGCUGAGGCUGGGGUUGGGGCUUGUGGGGCUGGGGUCGAGGCCAGUGAGGCCGGGGAUGGGGCUGAGGCCAGGGCUAGUGAGGCUGAGGCCAGGGUCAGCAGCUGUCCCAAGGGAUGCCUGUGUUGCUCCGACAUACUCAGCUGCGCCGACCAGGGUCUGAAGGCGCUGCCCUCCGAGCUGCACGCGUACAUCACCACCCUGGACCUCAACCACAACCUCCUGACUGAGCUGAAGGAGGGAAGUUUUGCUGCGUUGCCCCGUCUGAAGUCCCUGCGCCUGGCACACAACCGCCUGAAAUGCCUAGAGGCCGGAACCUUCCGGAACAGCAGCUCGCUACGGCAACUGGACCUGUCGUCCAAUCAGCUAGACAAAGUGGAGGUGCACUACUUCCUGGAGCUGACAGGAUUGGAGGAGCUGCUGCUCUUCAACAACCGCAUCGUUCGGGUGGAGAGCAAGGCCCUGGCGGUGCUUGGCAACCUGCGCAAGGCCUACAUUAGCCACAACCGGCUCACGGACUUCCCCUUCUUCUCCAUCCAAGAGCACAGCCAUCCAUUCCUGGCCACCAUAGACCUGUCCUCCAACAGCAUGUCCAAACUCCCCCUGGUGGACAUCGAGACCCUGCCGGCGGCCUUGCAGAGUGGACUCUUCCUCCACAACAACACCCUGAUCUGCGAGUGUGAAAUGUACAACAUGUUCCGGCGCUGGGAACAGAAGGGAUUCCUCUCCAUCAGGGAAUUUCGGAAGGAGCACACCUGCCUGCUGUAUGGGGAACGCAAGGCCUCCGUUAAGUUUUUCCAGCACAGACGCUUCUUUGAACUGAACUUGAACUGCAGUUCGGCGGUGGCUGGAGCUGUAAGGGAGCCUGAGGGCAGCCUGCUGGUGUAUGAAGGAGACGGCAUGGUUCUGGACUGUCACACCACGCUCAAAGGACAGCACCUGACCUACCUGUGGGUGUCGCCUCACCAUGGGGCCGGGGCCCCACCGGAGAACAACGGCACCCUCCGCAUGCACGCCAACGGCAGCCUGGAGAUCGUAUCAGCGCAGGUUGAGGACUCCGGAGUGUACUGGUGCAAGGUCUUUGACGCAGUCAAGAGGAACGAAUCAUGGGAGGUCAAUGUGACAGUGUUGAUGCGGCACGACGAGGCCGAGCCCUUCAACACUGGGUUUACAACCCUCAUAGGGUGCGUGACGACCCUGGUCCUGGUCCUCAUGUACCUCUACCUGACCCCCUGCCACUGCUGGUGCCGCAAGCAGCCCCCGCCGCCGUGUACCCCCAGCCCCGCCAACGACCAGUGCAGCGCCCAGGCCUCGAUCCUGACCCCCACCCCACCCACAACCACUGAGGGCCCAGGCCUCAAGAUGUCCUUUACUAUCACCGAUCACUCUCCUCGUCUGGGAGCAUGGACCACUCUUCCAUCACCACGGUAACAUCAGACGGCAGGGCAACAGACAGAGGCAGACUCCGGAUGACCUCUGUCACAACAACAACAACCACAUUCCCGACAAACAGAGAAGACUAAAGUCCUGGUUGGCCUGUAGGACUGAAUAGUCUUCUAUAACCAGCUUCAACAAAAAAAAAAAAACACUGUCUCCUGUAUAGGCACAGAGCGGUUUCUCCGUAAACCACAAAUAAGAGCCACCUACUUAUGCACGUCUCACUCAAUCACUGGGAUCUAUAACGCCUUUUUAAUGGCGCAACAAGGCCAGAGAUAUCGGUAUUGUUAGGCUACAGCACGAUGAAGGAGGAGGACAAUGAAUGAUAUUAGCAAUCAUUUGAAACAGCAUUAUGUAGCUAGUGAAAGUAGCUCAGCUGGUAGAGCACGGCGCUUGUAACGCCAAGGUAGUGGGUUCGAUCCCCGGGACCACCCCAUACAC
Messenger RNA from Coregonus clupeaformis (lake whitefish), 2157 nucleotides. RefSeq names its product adhesion molecule with Ig-like domain 3 (gene amigo3). The record is from RefSeq and is a predicted model, not a curated record. Gene Ontology annotation, molecular function: protein binding. Gene Ontology annotation, biological process: brain development. The transcript has 3 exons. NCBI's taxonomy places the organism in Eukaryota, Metazoa, Chordata, Actinopteri, Salmoniformes, Salmonidae. Bases 1 to 1710 code for a protein of 569 amino acids.